UACGUGCUUCCAGCUGACCAAGAAGCAUGCAAAGUAGCGUCAAACGCCUACCGCUGUUCUGGCUUGCGAAAUGCUGAAGAUCUAGACUUUCCCCCUCGUCAGCUUCUCCUUCACUCUACACGACCUCUGCGAGCUUUUCUUUUUGCCAAUUGAACUUUCGCAGCCUCGUAUUCGCCGCCAGGCACCAGUCACGAUGUCGUUCAUCGUCGAACAUGCGAAACAGGCCGUCACCGACAAACAAACAAAUGUCGUCAUCUUUUCGGCCACGGCUAUCGCCCUCUAUGGCUACGAUCAGGGUAUGAUGUCCCUCAUCAAUACGAACAAUGACUACCUCGCCACCAUGGGUCUCGAGGAAGAGUCACCAGUUGUGGGUGUUAUCGUGGCUGUCUAUUACCUCGGUUGUGCGGUUGGCGCUGUACUCUUCUCCAUGCUCGCUGAUAAGCUGGGAAGGAAAAGGAGUAUCUUCGCUAGUCUGGCGACGGCGAGUUUAGGUAACUUGAUCAUGUUCGUGGCUGGAAUGGGCAUGUUAGGCAAGAGCACGGAGAUCGCAUUGGGUGUCAUGCUAGCCGGACGAGUAGUUAUGGGAUUGGGUGUUGGAGGUAUCGACGCAGUCAUUCCAACUUACUCUUCCGAGUUGAGCUCAGACGACUCUCGUGGCAAAGCGCUGGCCCAGGAAUUCCAGUCCAACAUCUUUGGUCUCGUCAUGGCUUUCGGUAUCAACUUGCUCGUCACUAUUCUUCUCGGCAAGCAGAAUCAAUGGGCUUGGCGCAUUCCCAUCAUCGUCAUGCAGGUCUACCCUGUUCUGCUCAUGGCUGUUGUUGAACGCCUUCCAGAAUCUCCGCGCUGGUUCAUCUUCCAUGACCGCCAAGAAGAUGCGAAGAACGCGCUAAACGAUAUCUAUGGAGAUGAAGGAAAGGAGAAGCUUGAUGAGCUGCUCGAACAGCAUGAGAAGGAGAAGGAUGUGAAGGUUGGAUAUUUGGAUAUGCUCACACCCGGGCACGAGCAAUUCCAUCCUACUAUGGUCACAGUCAUGUGCCAAGUCAACCAAGCUCUCACAGGAUAUGGCGCAGUCAGUGUAUAUGGGCCGCAGAUUUUUGAGCUCCUUGGCUUCUCCGUCCGCAACUCCGAGUAUCUUACUCUUGGAAACUACACAUCCUACUUCUUCCUCAUGACGCUCGCUUGGCUUCUAAUCGAUGCUCUUGGCCGGCGCCAACUUAUGAUCCAAGGUUCUAUCGUCUUAUCCUCUUCGUUCGCACUUCUUGCUGUCUUUGGUGGUCUAGCAGCCAAGUCUGACUCCAUUGAUAUUCCCGUUAUCAUCCCUGGAAUCAUCGGCACUGUCAUCUUAUUUGUAGCCACCGGCGCAUUCGGAAUUGGUUGGCUCUCAACCGUCUGGCUUUUCCCCACAGAAGUUUUCCCGACCACCGCACGUGCUCAAGGUACUGCUAUCUCCGUCAUCAUCUGGGGUCUCGCAAACUUUGCCAUCACAUUCCUUACGCCCGUCCUGUUCAACAACCUUGACUACUUCAUUUUCCUCGUCUUCGCUGCGACCAAUGCCUUCGCCGGUCUGUGGACAUACUUCUAUCUUCCGGAGACUGGUGGAAGGACUUUCGACGAGAACAUGGACUUCUUCAAAGAGGCUGGUGAGACCGGAACCUGGAGGGUCGGAAAGGUGCGCAAGGGCGAGUGGAAGAAGAUGCUGUACGAUGAUCCUGAGGGAGAGGGUAAUGUAGAUGCAGAACGCGUACCGCUGUUGCAGAGGGUGGGGGACCAAGUUCCUAGUGUAGAACAGUCUCGAGAGCCGAGCCGGCAACGAGAGGAGUAAGAAGAGAGAACCGUCCCUUCUAUAUCGCGGACAAGUCUCGGCUCCGCGGUAUUGUAAAAGUAGCGAAAAAGCAACUAUCCUAUCCAAUUAGCACUAGAAUGAAUAACAACAUCAUCACAAAAGAGAUUCAUGGAACCUUGGUAUGUUGAAAACUAGAAUAUACCCGGUUGACGUUCGACCGUUGCCCCACAAACCAAUAUACAUGAUAUAGCCAUCCUGGUCGCGGAGAAUACCCGGCAUCUACAUGACCCAAGUACCGACCACGAGCCACGACCAUUAUAUUGAAAGCG
Molecule: messenger RNA, 2112 nt
Organism: Alternaria alternata
Lineage: Eukaryota; Fungi; Ascomycota; Dothideomycetes; Pleosporales; Pleosporaceae
Product: general substrate transporter
Exons: 3
Coding region: 194-1822 (542 amino acids)
Biological process (GO): transmembrane transport; carbohydrate transport
Cellular component (GO): membrane
Molecular function (GO): carbohydrate:proton symporter activity
Source: RefSeq, a predicted model, not a curated record